AAUGGCAUAGAAGACAUUCAAUCGCCUCCUCGCAGGCAAAAAUGGGGCAGUUUCAGCAACUGCUGGCACAUAGACCAUGUACAAUCAAGCUCAUGCCCAUGCCCAUGCCCAUGCCCUCAGCCUCUCUCCUUCCCAUCAACGCCGCCUUCUCAAAGCUUCCCACCUCUUCUUCUCUCAGAGUCACCCCGCCCACUCGCCUUCUUCCUAUCUCGGCCGCCCCAUCUCGUUUCGUCUGCAAGAUGAACGGUUCAGUUUGGCUGAAUUUCAAUCCUGGCCAGGGGCUGAAAAGGCACCAAGAUCGAUUAGAUUUGACAUCACAGCUGGAACUUGGGAAGUCAGGCGGAAAAUGGAAACCACAGAGGCAAGUGAAUGGAAUAUUCUGGAUCAUUCUUCUUAAUCUUGGAAUAUUUGUGGCAGAUCAUUUAUUUCAGGGGUGAAAAAGCAUCCAUAUGAAAUUCGGAAAAUGAAAUGCCCACAAAGUCCCUUAUAAUAUAGCACGUGGUGAAUAGGAUUGUCAAAAUCAUUUAUCAAGCAGACUGAUGGAAUGUAGGAGUGUUUUCCUAAGAUAUAUAAUUUUGGAAUGUGGAGAUGCUGAAUAAAUCUGGAGAUCGAUUUGUGCAGCUUAAAGGGAGAGAACAACAAUAUGAGUUAUCUUGUAAUAGAUGGUAGGAAAAGUCAUGCUGACCCCUGAUUUUCUACAUUGUUCCCUUCUUUCCGUUUC
Molecule: messenger RNA, 721 nt
Organism: Vitis riparia (riverbank grape)
Lineage: Eukaryota; Viridiplantae; Streptophyta; Magnoliopsida; Vitales; Vitaceae
Product: rhomboid-like protein 11, chloroplastic
Exons: 4
Coding region: 42-437 (131 amino acids)
Source: RefSeq, a predicted model, not a curated record